AUGGCGGAAAGACGCUUCUCUAGAUUGUCUACCAUUUUAGUCGUAUUUUUAUCUCUAUUUUUGCUCGUGGAGUCUUUUAAACCUUGUCGAAGGUUAGUUAAAGGUGCCUCCUGUCUAAUGUGUGCACUUAAACUGGAUAUCAAGCAGUUUCCAACAAGAAAUACGCCUGGUCUACCGAGACAUUCUCCUUCCACUACUAAAGGCAGCCUGCCACCAUCUUGUAAAUUGAAAGUUAGUUUACAUUUGCUGAAAUUAUCUAUGGUCGCUUCCUCGUUAGUUCUUUUAUCUGGCGAUGUGAGUUUAAAUCCUGGUCCUUAUGCAGAUGAUCUGCCAAAAGCUCGUGGCUUCAAAGUGGCUCACCUGAAUGUACGAAGCUUGGUAAACAAACUGGACGACAUUAGUCAUCUCGUAAGAAGUAAAUCGUUCGAUAUUUUCUCAGUUUCUGAGACUUGGCUCAAUCCCACUAUAUUGGAUACUGAAAUUGACAUUCCUGGCUAUACGUCA
Messenger RNA from Paramuricea clavata, 504 nucleotides. Lineage: Eukaryota; Metazoa; Cnidaria; Anthozoa; Malacalcyonacea; Plexauridae. The record is from the annotation of a GenBank genome assembly.